GUGGUCAUCACAGAUUACCCGGAUAAUGAUUUGAUAGAAAACAUAAAAUAUAAUGCGAUGCAAAAUUUGUCAUCAAAAGAUAGUUGUGAUAUUGUUAAUAUAGAAGUUAUGGGAUAUAUUUGGGGUAAAGAUACAGGCCCGUUGCUGGAUGUAAUUUCUUCACAACAAAAUUUGCAAUCCAUAAAUAAAAGAUCAUAUUAUGACCUAAUUAUUUUAUCAGAUUUAAUAUUUAACCACUCUCAACAUUCUGCAUUAUUAAAAACGUGUGAAGAAUGUUUAGAAAUUGAGAAUGGACAAGUGUUCGUGUUUUUUACGCAUCAUCGACCAUCACUUGCAUAUAAAGACAUGGAAUUUUUUGAGAAGGCGAAUGGAUUGUUUAAAGUAGAAAAGAUCUUGGAAACUAUUAUGACCCCAAUGUUUGAAAAGGAUGAAGGGAGUGAUAUUGUCAG
This is a messenger RNA of Scutellospora calospora, 449 nucleotides long. NCBI's taxonomy places the organism in Eukaryota, Fungi, Glomeromycota, Glomeromycetes, Diversisporales, Gigasporaceae. The record is from the annotation of a GenBank genome assembly.